This is a messenger RNA of Nycticebus coucang (slow loris), 693 nucleotides long. RefSeq names its product LY6/PLAUR domain containing 8 (gene LYPD8). The record is from RefSeq and is a predicted model, not a curated record. Gene Ontology annotation, biological process: defense response to Gram-negative bacterium. Lineage: Eukaryota; Metazoa; Chordata; Mammalia; Primates; Lorisidae.
AUGAAGGGUGUCCUCAUUGCUGGCAUCAUCUUGGCAUUUGCUGUUGCAGCUGUAGAAUCCCUCAGCUGUAUGCAGUGUCAUUCAUGGGAAAAUGCCUGUGUAAACAUCACUGUCACUGAAUGUCCAUCAGAUGCCAACACCAGCUGUGUCGGCUCUUCAGUCAGCUCCUCUCUAGGGGGAUACACACAAUUAUAUCAGGACAUAUUCUGCUCAGCGGAGACCUGCAGUGGAGAGACAAACACAACCUUCACUGUCUAUGUAUCCAGUGAAAGCUUCAAGUUUGCAAGCCAGUGCUGCCAAGGACAGGGCUGCAACAGCACCAGCAAUGGCCUGGUCCCUCCAAGGAACGUCUCCAGCAACAUUGAGUGCCCUGCUUGUUAUGGAUCUAACGAGACUUCUUGUACUGAGAGGCUCCAGAAAUGUCAGGGUAUCUCUUUAGUUGCGGAUUUUAAAAAUGACAGGGUGUCUGAUGGGCUAGUGCUGAGAGGCUGCUCCCACAUCAGCGGCUCCACCUGUCAGUUCCUGUCUGUGGGAAACAAGACGGUCGGAGGCGUCAUCUUUCGCAAGUUUCAGUGUGUAGACGGCACUUUAACCUCUGCCUCUCCGCCCACUGCGACAGCGGGCAUGGGGUCUAGAGCCCUCAUCCCCUCCAUGGCUCUCUCCAGCCUCCUCCUUUUGGGCCUGCUGCUCUGA